GUGAGCGCAUUACUUGCGCCAGCCUGAGCCAAAGCGACGUCUUGGUGGACAACUGCACGAACAUCCCAGCCGGAUCGGCCUGUGAGCAACGCUGCCAGGAGGGGUACGCACCGGUCAAUGCCUCCGUCGCCGUAUACACCUGCGACAUGUCCGGUCAAAUCGCGAACGACGGCGCAAGUGUAUUCUGUGCAGCCGUCGCCUGCAACACCAGCGUGUCACUUCAGAAUGUGCUGCACACCUGCGAUGGUGUCCUGGCAAACCGCUCCUGCUAUGCCUACUGCCGCGACGGCUUCGAGCUCCAGCAGAAUGAGGUGCCAAUGUGGACAUGUGCCACUGAAGCCAGUGGCCUUGAAGCCGUCAGCGACGUGCCUGCCAUCGAUGGAUAUGCUCUCCGUGGUGUGCUUCCGGUCUGUGUGGCACUACCCUGCCUCUACAACAUUCCUUUCGGCUUCGAGUAUGUUCACAACUGCGACUCGACGCU
This is a messenger RNA of Symbiodinium necroappetens, 481 nucleotides long. The record is from the annotation of a GenBank genome assembly. NCBI's taxonomy places the organism in Eukaryota, Dinophyceae, Suessiales, Symbiodiniaceae.